This is a messenger RNA of Polistes dominula (European paper wasp), 2851 nucleotides long. RefSeq names its product SH3 domain containing GRB2 like, endophilin-A (gene EndoA). Gene Ontology annotation, molecular function: protein binding. The record is from RefSeq and is a predicted model, not a curated record. Gene Ontology annotation, cellular component: presynapse; glutamatergic synapse; cytoplasm. NCBI's taxonomy places the organism in Eukaryota, Metazoa, Arthropoda, Insecta, Hymenoptera, Vespidae. Gene Ontology annotation, biological process: synaptic vesicle uncoating.
GUAGUUGUCUCUGUGUCAAAUCCUCGGCAGGGGGUUAGCCCUGUUCCAAUUACUGGCGCUCGUAAAUCGAUUUACGAGCGAGUGAAAUAAAUAGUUAGGUUCAAUUGGUGUGUGUCAAGAAUCGAAAAGUUUCGAUACUUUGGAGAUUUAAUAUAAUUGAGAAAAAGAAGAAACGAGAGAAAAAAAGGAAUUACAUAUCAGUUUCUUCAUUUAAGAAAUUUGACAGAGAAGUUACCAAGCCAACACCAUGGCGUUCGCUGGAUUAAAAAAACAAAUCAACAAAGCUAAUCAGUAUAUGACCGAGAAGAUGGGCGGUGCCGAGGGGACUAAGCUCGAUGUCGACUUCGUCGAUAUGGAGAGGAAAACAGACGUGACUAACGAGCUGGUGGAAGAACUGCAGAUGAAAACGAAAGAAUUUCUUCAACCGAAUCCAACCGCGAGAGCAAAGAUGGCGGCGGUCAAGGGCAUUAGUAAACUCAGCGGCCAAGCAAAGGCCUCGACCUACCCUCAACCCGAAGGUGUUCUUGGCGAUUGCAUGCUCAUGUAUGGAAAAAAAUUAGGCGAGGACAGUAUUUUUGCCCAGGCUCUUAUUGAAAUGGGUGAUGCAAUGAAGCAAAUGGCUGACGUAAAAUAUUCCUUGGACGAUAAUAUAAAGCAAAACUUUUUGGAACCGUUGCAUCAUCUGCAGACCAAGGAUCUCAAGGAAGUAAUGCACCAUCGGAAGAAACUUCAGGGAAGGCGAUUGGACUUUGAUUGCAAGCGAAGACGUCAAGCAAAAGCUGUGGGAAAAAGAUCGGGAAGCCCACACUUUGGAAGUCCAGCUAAAACUGCACCCUAUGCUGGUUCUAACUUUUCAGACGACGAGGUUAAACAAGCCGAAGAAAAGUUUGUCGAGAGUCUUCAUCUCGCACAAUUGGGCAUGUUUAAUUUGCUCGAAAACGAUGUAAGUCAUGGUUAUGUCGAACAAGUGGCUCAAUUGGCGACUUUUAGCGAAGCUCUUUUAGAAUAUCAUCAACAAUGCACCGAAAUUUUGCGAGUUCUUACUGAGAAACUUUUUGAGAAGAAAGAAGAAGCAGCGGUCAGACCAAAAAUGGAAUUCGUUCCUAAGCCAUUUGCUGAUCUACACGUCGAAGGUUUAACAUCUUCGGAUGCCAUGAACGGUGGGAACUUCUCCCUUCACGGGUCAAGUCGAGCCGGUUCUCCGAUCCAUGGAGAUGGGAAGCGUUCGCAGCUCGAACUAUUCCCAGCCGGAAAUCCGCCGCAAUCCGCCAAUGCUUCACCGUUGCCAUCACCGAGCAAAUCACCAGCAAGGACGCCAAUGGCGAGACAACCAUGUUGCACGGCUCUAUACGAUUUUAUACCUGAGAAUGAGGGAGAACUUGGAUUCAAGGAAAAUGAAACGAUCACCCUGAUUCAAAAGAUCGAUGAAAAUUGGUAUGAAGGUAGCUUAAAUGGACGCAAAGGAUACUUCCCUGUGACUUACGUUCAAGUCGUAGUACCGCUUCCCUAAAAUUAAGCGGAUAACUUGACUUACCAAAGAGAGACCCUUGCAAAGUCGUUCGCUAGCGUCUAUUAAUCACGACAAAUUAUUAAUAAUAAUAAUUGUUAUUAUUAUGUCUCUCUCUCUCUCCCCCCCUUUCUCUCUCUCUCUCUCUCUUUCUUUCUCUUUCUCUCUUCUUCAAUUUAGCAUAGAAUUACACCAAAAGAGAUUAGAAAAGGUAUUAUCUAUUGCAUUAUUGUUAUGAUUUAACGAGCCUUUUCUUAAACGAUCCUCAAAAAAGUGUUUCUAUCUCUAUCCCCAUCCUUGACUAUAUUUCUAACUCUAUUUCUGUCUCUUUCUUUCCCUCUUAUAUCCCAUUUGUUCUCUCUCUCUCUAUCUAUCUCUCACUUCCUCUUUCUUUUUUUCCAAGAAUAGCCUCAAUUAUACGCAUGUUAAUAAUGUACAUAUAUAUAACGUUAUAAUAGUGUCUUUUAUCGACAUUAAGAAGGACCUUCGCGCGCCCAGACGAACACGGGAUACAUUCUCACAAAGUAUAUAUAUAUAUAUAUAGAUUUACGCAGAUACGUUAUUACACACGCUAUUAACUAAACACCGAUCAUUCAUAUACAUACAUACAUACAUACAUACGUACAUACAUAAAUGCAUGCAUUUAUGAAAGUACCUACUACGGUAUAGUCCACUGCGAUGGGGGCGGUUAUCUAUCUAUCUCCUUCAUUUUCUUUACAUUCAUUUUAUCUCUCAUAUCUGUCCUCGUAUUCUCAACGAUAAUACAAAAUAAUAAUAAUAAUAAUUAUUAUUUCCAAAAAAAUAGAACAAUUUCAAAAUAACUCCCGCGAUUCGACCGCACAAAAAAAUCAUUCUCGUUGGUCAUUCGUAGAUUUCAUCAUUUGUUUCGUGAAUAAAUUUAUCUAUUUUAUUCUUUCGAGAUCAUCGAUCAUGUCAAAAAUAGAUUUCAUUCGUUUUCAUUCUAUUCAUUUUAUUUAUUUAUUUUUCAUUAUCAUCGAAAAAUUUCGUAUGGCUUGCGUUGGUCCAUGUCAAUGCAAAAGAAAAAAAUUAUAUCGUUGAUAUAAGAAAAAAGAAAGAAGAAAUUGAAUUGAAAAUUUUUUCAUUUGCAUUUAAUGACACUUUACCUCCGUAGUAUUUUUCUUAUUUUCUUUUUCCUUUCAUCUUUUAAAUAUCAUUCCCUAAUGUCCUUUGUCCUCCCUAAUCCUAUCUUUUUCUUUUUCUUCUUCUUCUUUCUAAUUUUUUCCAUUCUCUCUCUUCUCGUAAGUCGAUUGAAACCCUUCUUCCUCGAUCGUUUAGCACGACCUUUUUUGUAAUAAUCCUUUUUGUAGAAGACGUGUUUAAACA